Solanum tuberosum (potato) is the source of this 645-nucleotide messenger RNA. Its product is annotated as pentatricopeptide repeat-containing protein At5g56310-like. Bases 1 to 645 code for a protein of 214 amino acids. The record is from RefSeq and is a predicted model, not a curated record. Gene Ontology annotation, molecular function: protein binding; RNA binding. Lineage: Eukaryota; Viridiplantae; Streptophyta; Magnoliopsida; Solanales; Solanaceae. The transcript has a single exon. Gene Ontology annotation, biological process: RNA modification.
AUGGUAUUGAAACUACAUGUUGAGCUGGAAACAGCCCUCUUGGGGAUGUAUGCAAAAUCUGGCCAUAUACAACAGGCUUUCCGCAUAUUCAAUUCGAUGGAUGAUAAAAAUCUACAGACCUGGACCAUCAUGAUUUCUGGUCUUGCUGAUCAUGGACAAGGAGAGGAAGUUGUGUCCUUGUUUGCCAGAAUGGAAGAAUCUGGCUUUAGGCCGGAUAGUUUAUCAUUUUCUGCAAUCUUAUAUGCUUGUAGUCAUAUUGGCUUUGUUGAUGCGGGCCGUGAAUAUUUUGAAAAAAUGGCAAGUACUUAUAAUAUCAAGCCAACUAUGGAACAUUAUAGAUGCAUGGCGGAUAUGUUUGGACAUGCUGGAGAAUUAGAAGAAGCUUAUGAUAUUAUAAGGAGCAUGCCUACAGAGCCUAAUUCUGUGAUAUUGAGGAGUUUCAUUAGUGCUUGUAAGCAUCAUGGUCAUAUUCCUUGCGCAGAAGAAAAUAUAAGGGAGAUUCUCCUCAAAAUAGAGUCUGAUCUCAGAUCAAACUAUGUACUUGCAUCUAGUUUGUCUUAUCUUUUUGGUUAUUGCAGCGAUGCGAACAACCUAAGAUCGGCUAUGAAAGCAAAAGGGAUAAAGAAAUAUCUUGGCAGCAGUUGA